Messenger RNA from Uloborus diversus, 2121 nucleotides. RefSeq names its product kinesin-like protein KIF12. Bases 1 to 2121 code for a protein of 706 amino acids. Gene Ontology annotation, biological process: microtubule-based movement. NCBI's taxonomy places the organism in Eukaryota, Metazoa, Arthropoda, Arachnida, Araneae, Uloboridae. The transcript is spliced from 19 exons. Gene Ontology annotation, molecular function: microtubule binding; microtubule motor activity; ATP binding. The record is from RefSeq and is a predicted model, not a curated record.
AUGGAGUACAUAACUACAAUUAGGCCCAGUUCGGCUGCUUCGGAGGACUCUGUGAUGUCUUUGGGCUCCGAUGAUGGCAGCUUUGACAAUAUCAAUGUGGUCGUCAGGGUGCGACCGCUCACUCUUCAAGAAGAAGGCAAGAAAGACAUUCAAGCUGUCCAAUUUCCGGCGGAAGGGCAAAUAUGUUUGGAUGACCAUUCGGCAGCGACUCCGCGAACAUUUACUUUCAAUGUGGUAUUUGAACCCGAAGCCACGCAAGAUGAAGUUUUCGAUCACUGUGGUAUCAAAAGGCUCAUAGACAUGGCUUUGGAUGGAUUUGCAUGUACAGUGUUAGCAUAUGGCCAAACUGGAGCUGGGAAAACAUAUACAUUAACUGGACCUCAGAGCGAUGACUUGCUGAGACCCGGUGUCCGAUCAUCGCCAGGAAUCGUUCACAUGGCAUUUGCAUACCUUUUCAACCAAAUUAAGCAAAGAAAAGACAUUGAUUAUAUAGUCCAGGCUUCAUAUAUGGAAAUUUAUAAAGAACAGGUUUUCGACUUAUUAAACCCUUCGACGAAGGGCUUGCCUGUUCGAUGGUCGAAAGAGAAAGGUUUCUAUGCAGAGAACCUCUUUGUCGUCGAAUGCGAAGAUGCGGGUGACUUAGAAGGAGUUCUGGAUGAAGGUCGGAAAAAUCGCCAGGUUCGUGCGCACAAUAUGAACGAAUAUUCUUCCCGUAGUCAUACCAUGUUAAUCCUGACGCUGACUUCCGAAGUUCGGGAUUCCGAAGAUCCGACGCACUACAUUCGACGAUAUGGAAAACUGUUUCUUGUUGAUUUGGCUGGAUCCGAGAAAACUAAAAAGACCAACAGCAGAGGGGAAACACUAAAAGAAGCAAAUAACAUCAAUAAAUCUCUCCUAGUUUUAGGCAAUUGCAUCUCUGCUUUGGCUGAUCCUAGGAAACGCAGUGGACACAUUCCCUACAGAGACAGCACACUAACGAAACUGUUAGCUGACAGCCUCGGAGGAAGUGGACUUGCGUUGAUGGUUGCUUGCGUUUCUCCAAGUCGUGCCAACAUUUCAGAAACUCUCAAUACACUCCGCUACGCAGCAAGGGCGAAGAAAAUCAGAACAAAACCUAUGGUUCGGAUGGAUCCCAGAGAGCAACUGAUUAUAAGCUUAAAAAGAGAAGUUCGUGUCUUGAGAAUGGAAAAUAGCUUCCUACGUCAACAGUUACACUUAGAUAAUGGAUUGCUGUCAAGCAAUAAAGGGGCCGUCCCUAUGAGAGGAAAUGCAUCAAUGGACGACAUGAAACCAGAUGAAGUAAAAACUAUGUUGCAGCAAUAUAUGAAUGAUAAUGAAUCCUUAAGAGAAGAAAACGCUGAACUGAGGUUUACGAAUGAUUUGUUGACAAGGGAGCUGGAGAGAGUGAAUAAGGAAAACGAGCGACUUCAAAAAGAAAGAACCAGAUCAGCCCGACAAACUCGUAGACCGGACAGCAUAACCGCUGCAAGGGCUGUUCUAGGAUCAUCUGAUUCGUUAGUUGAUAACAAUAACUGGACGAAUGGAGCUUGGAAAUCCAUCAUUGAUGUAGAAGGAGAGAUAGCGAAUGAGGUAACAAGGUGCAUGGAUGACAGUGGCGGGAUCUAUAUUCCUCCUGAUCUGAUAAAGGCAAGAUUUCUGUUUUGUGCUGCAGAUAACAUUGAUUUCCUUGAAGACACAUCUUAUGGAAAAGUUACUUUGCAUGGCACAAAACUGGAAGACGUAACUAAAUAUAUUUUUGGAGAAAAUUCACCGACAGUAGUCACCAUGGAUAUUGGUUUGGGUGACAUUUCGGAGAACCAAGAUGAAGCUGAAGAAAAGAAACCGGUGGGUCUUAGACGGCAGAGAAGGAAUUCCUGGGGCAGUGGGAUUCCAAGACCUGUUGAAAACAAUAGCAGAGCCUCGAAAUCCCCUCCACAGUACACUCCCCCUGAGGCCGAAGACAUGUUCGAAGAGGAAAGAUCUCCGGAAUCCACCCCCACUCCUACAACACCAGGUUCAAAGUUGCCUCCACUUCUUUCGAUGCUUAUGCCGAAGAGUAAGGGAAUUAGAAAAUCUGGUGGAAAAUCCAAGUUGAAAGGCAAAGAAGCAUCCUUUGUAUGA